CGUUGAAUUAUUAUUCAUCAUCUUCUUAUGGCAUAUCGGCAUCAGAUUUGACAAAGUAAAUAAACAUAUGCGAUGUCUAUUAGUAAAAAAUGAUCAUCAGUUGAGAUGUACGUGGAAGAAACCUGAUGUAACAUUUCUUCAUCAAUAUAUAUGGAAUUACAAACAAACGUUAUGGACAUCAAUGUAAAUCGGCACAAGUAUUGUUUAGAUACAUCGGGAGUAUAUGCUAAUCAUAUAAUGCAUCUUCAUUUAGAAUUAUGUCACAUUACUCGUGAAUUAAAUUUGAUAUUUGGAGUGCAAAUGACUUUCGAAAUGGUGUCAUUACUGUUACAUGUAACAGCAUUGUGCUAUUAUUUAUAUAUAAUGUGGAAAUAUCAAAUUAAAAUGCCAAUAUACAAUAGGUCUGUUACAAUAAUAUGGACUCUUAUAUAUUCUAUAAGAUUUUGCGUUAUCAAUUUGAUCUGUGAAAAUGUCUGUGUUAAGGCUAACAAAAUUAGCAUAGUAAUUCAUCAAUUGACAAACAUUUUUCGAUAUGCUGACAUUUCAAGAGAGAUUUGUCAAUUUGCUUUACAAACAAUGCAAAAUCCAUUGAAAUGCAACGGGAUAGGUCUUUUCUAUUUCGGCAACGUGUUUAUUCAAAAGUUUUGUACGGCGGUGUUAACAUUCGUGAUAUUUACGACACAAAUGAAAAUGUAUGUCAGAUCCUAAGUAUCUGAUAGUUUGCUUCUAAAAAGUAAUAGAAAGGAAGUAUGUCACUUAUUGAAUAAUCGUUUAUACACAUUUAAGUCUUGUAAAAUUGCAUAAGCAUAUAUAGAUAAUUAUUACGUAAAGUAAAAGUCAUCUGAUCUAGAUUAUCUAUUUGUGUAUUCUCUUGUUCGAUAAACGACGGUCGUGUGAUACUUUUGACAGUAAGUCACAGUAUAAUUCUCGCAAAGUUUCUUGGCGGAUCAACGAAAAGAAAGUGGACACGUUUCUGAGAUUUUUAUGAAAAGUAUUGAAAAGUAUUCGUGUUUCUCUUAGAUAAAAUGUAAUACAAAUUUACUAAAAAUAAAAUGUAAUACUUAAUUCAAUCGAGAAUCAUGACAAAAACUAUUCAGUCAGCGCUAGCACCAUUAUUAAUAAUUUGCUCGUUCUGUGGCUUGAGCUAUUUAGAAUAUCCCAUUGAACGACCCAGACCAUAUUUUACUUGCCUGUACUUUUUAAUCAAAUGGAGUCUCUACUCAUAUCUUUUCUACUACUUAAUUUAUACUAAUCCUACGGCGUUUAUAUAUUUCAAUUUGUUGUGUAAAUUAGAAAUAUUCAUCACACUUGUAUCGACGCUUGUCAACUUAUUACGCUACAAGGAAUUAAAAACGUGUUUACAUAAACUUUCUAUUGUAAAUAAUACGUUAGAAGUGUUUGGAAAACCAAAGGAUUACCGGUGGUUACAUAAAUUAACAGUUCGAGUAAUAAUCACGUGGAUUGCACUGGUUUGUUUCUUGGAUACAUUGGAUAUUUUUUUAUUGAAUUACGGCUAUUUUAGCAUUACUCACAUAUUUAUUCCGUUUGUGGGACAUUAUAUAGACCAUAUCAAUGUCCUCGGUUGUGUAAUGUGGGGAAUUAUUCUGAGAUAUAUAGGCUCCAGAUUCCAGCGAAUUAAUGAGCACCUUGAAAGUCUGGUAAAAGACGACAUAAAGUAUACAAGGCGAAAAAGUUUAAUUUUAAAUGAAGAAUAUGAGAAAUCUCAACAAAGAAUAAAAGCUAACAAAAUCAAGGAACGCAGGAAAUUUAUGUGGAUUAUAAUGCACGUUCAUCUGCAGCUAUGUCUCAUAUCACGUGACUUGAACAAAAUAUUCAGUGUGCAGAUGACGUUACAAAUGGCGACUAUCUUUAUAUUAGUCGUAAUAGAAUGUUGCAUGAUUUAUACAGCACUAUUAAGAAGUACAACUACACCCAUAUAUACUUUAGAUAACUCGGUCAUUUGUUUUUGGCUUAUCGAACAGAACAUAAUAUUUCUUAUAUUAAAUUAUGUCUGUCAGAUUGUCUGUGAAAAAGGUAACAAAAAUUAA
Messenger RNA from Linepithema humile (Argentine ant), 2048 nucleotides. The record is from RefSeq and is a predicted model, not a curated record. Lineage: Eukaryota; Metazoa; Arthropoda; Insecta; Hymenoptera; Formicidae.